Molecule: messenger RNA, 4501 nt
Organism: Mesocricetus auratus (golden hamster)
Lineage: Eukaryota; Metazoa; Chordata; Mammalia; Rodentia; Cricetidae
Gene: Uck2
Product: uridine-cytidine kinase 2
Exons: 7
Coding region: 415-1200 (261 amino acids)
Cellular component (GO): cytoplasm; cytosol
Molecular function (GO): kinase activity; ATP binding
Source: RefSeq, a predicted model, not a curated record
CUCGGCUCCGCCCGGGAAAGGGUUAACCAGGCGGGUGGGGAGGGGAGUGGCGCUCACACCUUUCCCAGAGACCUCGGGCGGCGGCGAGGCCCGGGCGGGGCGGAGGCUGGGGCCAAGACUCCUGGCGAAUAGCAGCGCGCAGCCGGCCCGGAUUGGAGCAGCCUCAUCACGCUGACCUCUGCCUGGGAUGUAAACCCCAAGGGCCGCCACGGGCACCGGAGAGCUCUCGGCACCUCCGGGAAAGCCACCUCGGCCACCCCUCCCCAACCCCUCCCCGGCCCAAGCCGCGGCCGGCCCAGCCUCGACCUCGGCGGCGGCGACCAGCGGCGGCUGUGAGACGCUGAGCGAGCCCUGUCGCGGGCGGGGAGCGUGCGUCGCUUCGCUCAGGCUGCGAGAGGAGGGGCGGCGCGAGUCAUGGCCGGGGACAGCGAGCAGACCCUGCAGAACCACCAGCAGCCCAACGGCGGCGAGCCCUUCCUGAUCGGCGUGAGCGGGGGCACGGCCAGCGGCAAGUCUUCCGUUUGUGCCAAGAUUGUGCAGCUCCUGGGGCAGAAUGAGGUGGAUUACCACCAGAAGCAGGUGGUCAUCCUGAGUCAGGAUAGCUUCUACCGAGUCCUCACUUCAGAGCAGAAGGCCAAAGCCCUAAAGGGCCAGUUCAACUUUGAUCACCCGGAUGCCUUUGACAAUGAACUCAUCUUCAAAACACUCAAAGAAAUCACGGAAGGAAAAACAGUCCAGAUACCCGUGUAUGACUUUGUCUCCCACUCUCGGAAGGAGGAGACGGUCACUGUCUACCCUGCAGAUGUGGUGCUCUUUGAAGGGAUCCUGGCCUUCUACUCCCAGGAGGUUCGAGACCUGUUCCAGAUGAAGCUUUUUGUGGACACAGAUGCGGACACUCGUCUCUCUCGCAGAGUAUUGAGGGACAUCAGCGAAAGAGGCAGGGACCUUGAGCAGAUUUUAUCUCAGUACAUCACGUUCGUGAAGCCUGCCUUUGAGGAAUUCUGCUUGCCAACAAAGAAGUAUGCCGACGUGAUCAUUCCUAGAGGUGCAGACAAUCUUGUGGCCAUCAACCUCAUCGUGCAGCACAUCCAGGACAUCCUCAAUGGAGGGCUCUCCAAGCGGCAGACCAAUGGCUAUCUCAACGGCUACACCCCUUCACGCAAGAGGCAGGCAUCGGAAUCCAGCAGCCGGCCACAUUGACCCCCGUGCCCUGACUCCAAAUCCCAGCCCCCAGCUCCAAGACACAGGAGGGUCGAGAGGCUUUGGUCAUCUGUACAUACGCCUCCUAUGAAAUUACUGUAUUUAAGAAAGCAGCGCGGAGAUGAAAUGCCUUGAUUUUCUUGUUUUCCUUUUUUGUACUUUGGAACAGCAAAUCGAACAGAACUUGACCCUGAGCUUAAGUGACAAACUGUGCCAACUACUACUGGUGAUGCCUAAUUAUGAAUCCAACGUGUAACCAGUUAUAUAUAUAUACACACACACAUAUACAUACACACACACACACACACAUACACACACAUAUAUAUACAUAUAUAAAAGGAUCUAUUUUUGUGUAAAUGUACAAAUACUGUAAAGCUGUUUGCCAUAAGUAUUCUGCAGGAACCUGUGUGUGGGCGUUGGGCCUGGAGCCCCACUCAGCAGGGCUCUGAGGAGCCACGGGAGUGGGUGGUUGAUUGGUUGAUGUCCCUUGCUCUCUGCAUCGUGGGCCUCAACUCUAAAGCCCGUCCCCCACAGAUGUCCCCUCCUUGAAACUGGAGCCGAGAGAGAUACUUUUUUUUUUUUUUUUUUUUUUUUGAGUUGAAAUUAAAUGUGAUCUCAACUCAAAAAGUCAAUCUCAGGGAAGAGGCCCACUGAGGAAGAACAAUCUGUCUGCAUUUCUUCUUGCUUCACUCUGGCUCUGGCUGCCUGGGUGGCUCCGUGACGCCUUCCUUCCUCUGCUGUCUCUGUUUCCCAGGAAGCCAGAGUUGUCUCUGCUUUCCCGGGGGGUGGAUCUUACAGGGCCUCAUCCUGCGGGAAAAGAGAGAGGAGGAGGGAGGGGUGGGACUAUGUCCUUUAGCAUGUUUAAGGAAAAAUUGCCUCCUAGGGAAGUGACUGGUCAGGUUGCCUGGACAUUUUUAAAUAUGGAGUGGCUCAUUGCAGUCUGGGCUUUGGUUAAGGAUGUCUGGUAUUGACCACUGACAGGCCUUCACAGGAGGAUGCCACCAGGGAGUUCCACCUCUUCUGAGCUGGGGCUGUACAGUGAGAUAAGGAAUAUCUGUGCCUCCAACCUGAGAUUCUCUUGAGCAGUUGAUUCAGGAUGAUUUCCUGAAGUACCUGUGAGUAUGGUGGCUGCCUGGAAGGAAGGGGCUAGGAGAAGGGAAGCAUUUCUUAGAGGGUAUGAAGGGAGGGUAUUUAAAUCAUGGGUACUUAAGCUGGGGUUUUAUAUUGAAGACGCCUGAGGUAGAGAUUUCCCGAACACUUCCUUUUGAGUAGGAGCUCUUGCUUGUGCAGGAAGUUGAUUGAUGCCAUGCUGCGAAGAGAGCUGGAGGAAACAGGGACCAAGCAAGAAGAGACAGGUGUGAAUGAGACGGGGCCUUGGUCUGGGCCCAGUGUAGAGGAGCCAAGGACUGUCGUGUUGAUGGUCACCAUCCUGCACUUUGGGGGCCACAUGCUUAUAGUCACUCUGCCUGGACACUCGGGAGCCUCAUCCCCAGGUGGCUAUCAGGGCCCAGUGAGCUUCUUACUCCGUUACUAUCCAACCACGCUGAGUGAGUUCCCUCCCUGUUUGAGUGCCGUCCAGUUCCCCAACCAGGAUUCAAAUUGGCCUCCCACUCCGUUGUUCUAUUUAAAAGACAUAAACCUAGUCCUCAGUAGAGCUUUGCUACUUUUCCUGAGGCUAUCAGGAGGCCAUGGUGCAGACUCCCCAGCAAAUUCCCAUGAUGGCAAAUGUUCUGGAGCAGGGAGCGUUCAGCUUAGGUACCUGUGGGAGAGGACACACUCACCCAGACAGAUGCAUCCUAGAGUGUCUGGGGAACAGUCUUUAUCACAUCAACUUCACAUCCAUGGUAAUUCUGAGAUAAAAGGUAGGUUAGGGCCUGGCCUGGGAUCCCAAGGGCAGGGGCCCUGGCCUUGCUGGAAUUGCAUGUGCUCAUGGGAAACGCAUUGUUGUCUGCAAGAGCCUUGGCCUCUUAGUGGGUAGCACGCUCAACUUUACUUGAAGCUCCCAGGUGCCAAACCACUUAGUGCCUUGGCUGUCUACCCUACUGCCGUGGAAAAUGGAUUCUUCUCAUCUCUGAGCCUUUACUUAGCCGCUUUCUCAUCUACCUAUGGUGUUGGGACCAUGCCCUCCAGGAAUCUGAGCAGCCCAUGCCUAGCUUGGACACAGCUUUUUAGGACUACCGUAUCCCUGCCUCCUGGGGAAACUGUAAGCAAUUCUGGCUUGGCUAGAAGCAGUGUUUGCUGGGGGCAGGGAAGGGAUGGAGGUUCUUCUGCUCCGAGGCUGCUCAGCUUUUGACUAGUUGUGCCCUUGAACUUGAGUUGGAGGUAAACUUAUUAGGAAACCAUGACAUUUGUCAUCUGAGAACUUUUAGCUGCCCAGAGAGGAAGCAUGGCUGAGCGGCGCUGAGCAACAUUGCUCACAGGUGCAAAAAUCUCUGGGCUUCAGAGCCACCCGGUGGUGCUCGCCUCCGCCUCCCUGCUCCAAUACUGUCUCUGGCCUGAGUAUUUAGGAGACAAACUUCUAAGCCUUGUGUCACACUUCAUGCUAAUGCAACUUCUGCUGGCUGUGACUUUGGGUAACCAGAGGCUGCUGUGAAAAAUGAUAGGACUCUGAUAAGGGGUGGGUAGAGUAGGCCCCCGGGAGUGGGUUGUUCAAGUCACCCGUCUCAGAACUAAUAUUCGUAAUGGUGGCUAGUCAGAUCCUGGGGAAGUUGCCUCCAGUUUGCUCUACCCAGGGUGGGUUGUUUGUGUCUUGGGACGCAGCUGGGUCAGCUGUACCCUUGAGUAGGCGAAAGUAGAGAGAAUAGUCCACGCUGACCGCACGCCUCUUGCAGGGAAAUGUUCUUCACUGGGCUGCUUGUGGUGAGGCUAGGGUCAGCCCUGGGUAUAUACAGGCUGGUGCUUCUGGGAAGGAAGGACCUGCUGGCCUUCCCUGUCACCUUUGCCGGGCAGGUGGCCCAAUGCAAAUUGUGUCAGACAUAACAAGGAAGAGAGGGUUGGGAAAGGCACAAAUGGAUGUGUCUGGUGUGCCCAAGUCCCCCUUAAGAGUCUGGCUCUGGGGCCUGCUUUGCUCUCCUCUCGUAGUACCAGGCACACGUUAGAGCGGCUUCCUGUUGCUCUCAGGCAGUGAGCUCCUACCAAGGCCUGCCUGGGGAGUGGGGGUGAAUGACUAGACCUAGACUGUUCUUUUCCUAGAAGAUGCUGUCUCUUCCCGUCUUUGCUUUUUACUGCCCUACCUUUGUUAGUGCUAUGGAAUGACCACAUCCUGUGUACUUUGUUGUAAAUAAAGACAAAGCAAAAACUA